Rhizoctonia solani is the source of this 1152-nucleotide messenger RNA. RefSeq lists its product as uncharacterized. The coding region runs from base 1 to 1152 and encodes 383 amino acids. Gene Ontology annotation, molecular function: phosphatase activity. NCBI's taxonomy places the organism in Eukaryota, Fungi, Basidiomycota, Agaricomycetes, Cantharellales, Ceratobasidiaceae. The record is from RefSeq and is a predicted model, not a curated record. Gene Ontology annotation, cellular component: cytoplasm; nucleus. The transcript has 11 exons. Gene Ontology annotation, biological process: DNA damage response.
AUGUCCCUCAACCUCGCACCCAGCUAUCCGCAUCCCCCUUGGGAUUUCAAGGAUAAGGACAGUUUCGCUUACGCAACGGUCGUCAAAAGAUGGCCAGUUAUAAUUACUAAUAUUAUUGAUACGGUCUACCGCGCGGUGGAUGCCGAGGGUAACUCGAGUCCGGAGAAGGUUGCAGAGGGCAAGGCAUUAAUCUCACAGCUUUCCAAGCUGAAGUAUGAUAUGAGCCAUGAUCGACCUCUAGCGGAGAUACCCGAAGACGGAGGCCUCAAUUCAAAAGUAUAUAAUGACCGAUUGCAAGAUCUUGAAAAGUCGGGCAAUAACACCUGGAUGAAAAUACCAUGGUUAUUUGGAGAUAUCUUUCGAGCAACGAAGCACUGGUCAAAAUUCGACCCAUUUUUUCAACAAAAGGAGGAUACCUUUCGGGAGAGUGGGGCCGCAGUGCAUCGUGGUAUUAACGGAUUAUGGCCGCUUUUUCAUGUAUUCAAUCGUCUUGAAGAGCUUGCGCAAGUGAUGGUUGAUAUUGAAGGCCGCCGCAAGGAGUUCGAACAGGGUGGGGAUGGAUGGGAAGAUAAGCUUGCCAUCGUAUUUGCAGAAAUGCUCCCGGACGAGCUUCAGUCUUUUGCAAAUGCCUUCGCAUCACUUGGGGGAAACGCAACGGAUUUAUCGAUGUUGCCAUCCAUGGAUCCGGCAGAUGUUGCACUUCUCCAGGCUGUUGGUGAGGACAAGGCCCAUUUGAUCCUACGCAACGACGCAGGCGCAUUAUGGAACCACGUUCGGAGUUUAAGAGAUGCAAGGUUGGACUUCGUUUUGGAUAAUGCUGGAUUUGAGCUGUUCACCGAUUUAGUAUUCGCAGAUUUUCUCAUCACAUUUACUCCAUACGCUAGCAAAGCAGUUCCCAAGCCAAUCCCCUGGUUUGUUUCUGACGUCACACCAAGGGAUUGGGAUGCGAUCUUUCGUGCGCUCAAGGAUCCCGAUUUUUUCACAAUGCUCGAUCCGUCUAUGGCUCAUCCCAAUGCUCUAAAAAAGAUGGUAGAACGAUGGGAGGCGUAUACCCAAACUGGCCUUUUUGCUCUCGCGCCUGAAGAGACAUACGCGUUCUGGGCUGCCCCUGGCGGAUACUGGGAGUCGCUCCCGGAAUGGAUGGAGAAGUAG